This is a messenger RNA of Psilocybe cubensis, 2172 nucleotides long. RefSeq lists its product as uncharacterized. NCBI's taxonomy places the organism in Eukaryota, Fungi, Basidiomycota, Agaricomycetes, Agaricales, Agrocybaceae. The coding region runs from base 1 to 2172 and encodes 723 amino acids. The transcript is spliced from 6 exons. The record is from RefSeq and is a predicted model, not a curated record. Gene Ontology annotation, cellular component: lipid droplet; plasma membrane; endoplasmic reticulum. Gene Ontology annotation, biological process: long-chain fatty acid metabolic process; long-chain fatty-acyl-CoA metabolic process. Gene Ontology annotation, molecular function: long-chain fatty acid-CoA ligase activity.
AUGUCCUCGAAUUCACUUUAUUUGUUGACUUCUGGACUUGCUCUGCGGCCUGCAGACCACUUUGGACGAGGAUCAGUGGAAGUUACAAGCCCCGCGCCCGGGAAUGGAGAGGGCGCAGUCCGCCGGCUCGCUGUUACCUCUACACAGCUACUCGAGCGCCCCCAUCCAUCUGUUUCCACCAUCCCUGACGUGGUAGCGUACGCUGCUCGUACGUUCGGCACGAAAUACAACGCUGUGGGAUGGCGCGAUACGAUCAAGGUACACGAAGAGAUCCGCGAGGUCGUUAGCGUCGUCGACGGCGAGGAGGUCAAGCAGCAGAAAACAUGGAAGCUGCUCGAGCUGAGCGACUACAAGUUCAUGAAUUUUAUUCAGUUUGCAGAGUCGGUGAGCGAGGUGCGCAAUGGGCUGCUGAGGCUUGGGAUCACAAAGGACGACGUGGUCAAUGUGUACUCGCAGACGAGUGUAAAUUGGCAGCUUGUUUCUCAUGCGUGUGCUGCUAUUUCGACGGCUAUAGCGACGGCCUAUGACACUUUGGGUGUGGAUGGUUUGACCCACUCAUUGAACGAGCCGGACUGUGUUGCGAUAUUCACCAAUGCUGACCUCCUACCAACUCUUGCCCGCGUUAUCCCCAACACCCCGAAACUAGAAGUGGUACUGUAUGAUGGAACAGCCAGCGUUGCGGUCCUAGCUCAACUGCAAACCGCGCGGCCCGACAUCAAACUAAUGCAUCUCGACGAGCUGCGCGAUCUGGGGCACAGCACCGAUCAACAACUCAUCACGGUCCUCGAGGAGCGCAAGCCGUCACCAUCGACGCUCGCGUGCAUCAUGUACACCAGCGGCUCGACGGGACCUCCAAAGGGUGUAUGCAUUACGCACGCCAACCUAGUCGCGUCCAUCAGCUCCGUCACGAUCGUCUUCGGGCCCCAUGUCCCCGCGGGAGACAUCUACCUCGCAUACCUGCCGCUCGCGCACGUCCUGGAGUAUAUCGUUGAGCUGUGUGCGAUGUUUGUUGGCGUGACGAGCGGGUAUGCGAGACCGAAGACGCUGACGGAUGCAGGCGUGAAAGGAUGUAGGGGAGAUUUGAUAGCGCUGAAGCCGCAGAUUAUGUUUGGGGUGCCUAGUGUUUGGGAGACGAUCAGAAAGGGUGUGAUAGGAAAGUUGAACGAUGGUGGUGCGCUUAAAAAGGCGCUGUUCUACGGUGCUCUGAACUCGAGGAGGAGGGGUACACCAGUACUUUCUGGACUAGGUGAGCGAAUUGUGUUGAGCAAAGUCAGGGAGGCUACUGGAGGCAAGUUGAAGUUUGCAAUGAACGGGGGCGCAGCAAUAAGUAAAGAAACUCAAGAAUUCUUGAGUGUUGCGAUAAUGCCCAUGAUGCAAGGCUAUGGGAUGACGGAGUCUUGUGGAAUGUGCACGCUUCUCCCACCCGAGUGCAUCCAGUUUGGCACAGUUGGUCUCCCCGUGCCUUCAAUUGAAAUUAAACUUCUCGAUGUUCCUCACCUGGGAUAUUUCUCCACAAAUUCACCGCCUCAAGGAGAGGUCUGCAUCCGCGGUCCUUCUGUUUUCAAGAGUUAUUAUAAACGCCCCGACCUUGAUGCCGACGAGAGUAUUUGGGCGCCAGACGGUUGGUUUAGGACAGGUGAUGUAGGGACCUGGAAUGAGGAUGGGACUUUGAGCUUGAUAGACAGAAUAAAAAAUCUCGUCAAGAUGCCAAAUGGAGAGUACAUCGCCCUAGAGAAAUUAGAAUCGUUAUACAAAUCCUGCGACUACGUCUCCAAUAUCUGCGUACACGUCAUUCCAGGAGCCACGCACCCUGUAGCUGUACUAUUCCCCCACGAAGUUAACCUCCGACAUGCACUCUCGCUAUCUCAUGAUCCUGCAUUAGACCGUCUCAAGGGCGCGGACCUUCCCACUCUGUGCCAAGAUCCUUAUGUCCAACACAUCGUCUUGAAAGCCUGUAACGAAGUUGGUGCAAAGAACGGAUUGAAAGGGUCAGAAGUUCUAUGUGGAGUGGUGUUGACUCCCGACGAAUGGACGCCCGAGACUGGGCUGGUUAGUGCCGCCAUGAAGGUAAAGAGAGCGGUCAUUGCAAGUACCUUUGCAAAGGAGAUUGAGGCUCAAUUCUCAGAUUUAAGCGCCAGUUCGAUCGGCUUUGAGAUCCGCUUUAAUGAAUAA